CACACACACACACACACACACACACUGCUCCACAACUGGCAGAGAAAAAAAAGAAAAAAAACCUCAGACAUGGAUGACCCACUCACAAAAUGGCUCCACUUACACAGUAACAUCAACAACACGGGAGGAUCGGACAUAGUGGACUCAAGCGAGUGGUGACGGUAGCCUGUAAAAAUGAUGGAAAAACGGCAGCCGGAGCUUUGUCCUGGAAGUCCCGAUGCGGAGUCCGGUCCUGGAAAGCGGGAGGACUCCUCCAUCAUCUCCAGACAGAACGGAUGCAAGGAGGACGAGGAGCCGAGGAGAAAGGUGGGAGGGGAGGAGGAGAGGGGAGGGAGCUUCAAGGGGGCUGUGGAGACGGAUGACGUUCCGCUGCAGAACUCCAGCAACGGGACCAGCAUCAGCGUCAUCAUCAACGGCGUUGCCAAGGAAACUGCCUCUCACAACGCCCUUGACCUGAAAAGGGAAGUGCCGGUGAUCGAGCUCUCCAGGAGGGACGCUAUAAAAGCGGUAGAGCAGAGGACUGAAAGCCAUUUGGUGCCGAUCACAGAACUUCGCAGACCUCCACCGCUGCCUCUGCCUCCGCCGCAACGAGACGACGCUCGAAUGGUCCAGCUGAGCCCAAACGCGUUUCCUGUCCCGGCCCGGGCGAUGCUCUACAACCUGGCGCAGCCUCUCGCCGCCAUCAACAGUCUCGGAGGGGAGUCGGAGCAGUACAGCAUGUACCCAAGCAACAGGGUAAAGCGCCGCCCUGCGCCUUAUGAGGUUGAACUCGACGAGGGUAGGCGCAUUUUAGAUCUUUAUAAGUAUGCUGGCCAGCCAAAGAUUGUACGUCGUAUCUUCACGAACAGCCGUGAACGUUGGCGGCAGCAGAAUGUAAAUGGAGCGUUUGCAGAGCUCCGUAAACUCAUCCCCACUCACCCUCCGGACAAGAAGCUGAGCAAGAACGAAAUCCUGCGGCUCGCUAUGAAGUACAUCAGCUUCCUCUCGAACCUGCUGGAGGACCAGGAUGGAGGAAGGAAUGUUGGCAACACAACUGAUGGGGAAACUGGGCUGCUGGUAGGGGUCCAUGAGGGGGGCCCUCAGGGUGGACCACAUCAAGACACAGUGGUGGGCUUAGCCAGGGACGAUCUUCUGGAGACAAUGUCCCCAGGCUCCAGCUGUGGAAGCCUGCCUGAUGGCGAUGCUGAGGGCAGUCCUGAGAGCUUUAUGGAGGACCAGGACUCACCUCCAACUCCAAGGACUCUACCGGCUUCACGUGGGCCUCCGCUCCAUCUAGCUGCUAGGGAUCUGAGGCGCAAUGGACGCCCAUUAGAUGGCUCCAGUCGCCGAUGAUGCUCUGCCAAUAGACCAUGGACACAACACCUGAUGAGACUGAAAGAGAACAAUGAGAGGGACUAAGGAAGGGAUGGGAUAUGCUCAGGACCUCGUUAGCAUUGAGACAUUGGUAUAGGAAGCAGAAUCAAGACUUGUGUAGUGAAAUAGUGUUGUCUGACAUGGAUCAUAAGUACCUGUCUCCACAUCACAUCUGAGACAGCACUGAUGAAUUGCUUGGUUUGAUUGGUGAUCGACUGAAUUUGAUCCAACAAAAGACUUGUAAAUUCUGCAUGUCUCAUGUCUUUGACUGACCUGCGGAUCAUAACUUUCCGUGUU
Molecule: messenger RNA, 1650 nt
Organism: Scomber japonicus (chub mackerel)
Lineage: Eukaryota; Metazoa; Chordata; Actinopteri; Scombriformes; Scombridae
Gene: tal1
Product: T-cell acute lymphocytic leukemia 1
Exons: 4
Coding region: 175-1332 (385 amino acids)
Biological process (GO): regulation of transcription by RNA polymerase II
Molecular function (GO): RNA polymerase II cis-regulatory region sequence-specific DNA binding; protein dimerization activity; DNA-binding transcription factor activity, RNA polymerase II-specific
Source: RefSeq, a predicted model, not a curated record